GUGGAUUUGGAGCUCAUAGCUCGAUUCUGUGGUGUUUUAGUUCACAUUUGCACUUAUUUUAUACUCAGUUGUUUCAUUAUUAAGAUCUUUAUCUGGAGAGAUCAUGAGUGGGGGAGUGUAUGGAGGAGAUGAAGUUGGAGCUCUGGUGUUUGAUAUCGGCUCGUACUCGGUGCGAGCAGGCUAUGCUGGAGAGGAUUGCCCCAAGGCUGAUUUCCCCACCGUGAUCGGGGUGACGGUGGACAGGGACGAUGGCACCACGCCGAUGGAAACGGACGGCGAGAAGGGCAAGCAAAGUGGAACUACGUAUUACAUCGACACCAACCAGCUCAGGGUGCCACGGGAAAACAUGGAGGUCAUGUCGCCUCUUAAAAAUGGCAUGAUUGAGGACUGGGACAGCUUUCAAGCCAUUCUGGACCACACCUACAAAAUGCACUUCAAAUCUGAGCCCAGUCUGCAUCCUGUACUGAUGUCAGAAGCCUCGUGGAACACGCGGGCGAAGAGGGAGAAGUUGACAGAGCUCAUGUUCGAGCAUUACAACAUUCCUGCUUUCUUCUUGUGUAAAACGGCGGUCCUGUCAGCAUUUGCCAAUGGACGAUCCACUGGUUUGGUGUUGGACAGCGGUGCCACACACACAACCGCUAUUCCAGUGCAUGAUGGUUAUGUCUUGCAGCAGGGCAUCGUGAAGUCUCCGCUUGCGGGUGAUUUUAUGAGCAUGCAGUGCAGAGAGCUGUUCCAGGAUUUAGGCGUUGAAAUAAUCCCUCCAUACAUGAUCGCAUCAAAGGAUUCAGUACGUGAAGGUGCACCAGCAAGCUGGAAGAAAAAGGAAAAACUACCUCAAGUUAAUCGUUCGUGGCAUAACUACAUGUGUAAUACUGUUAUUCAGGAUUUCCAAGCCUCCGCCCUGCAGGUUUCAGAUUCACCAUAUGAUGAACAGGUGGCUGCUCAGAUGCCCACUGUUCACUAUGAGCUUCCUAAUGGCUACAAUUGCGAUUUUGGAGCUGAAAGACUUAAGAUUCCUGAGGGGCUUUUUGAUCCGUCUAAUGCAAAGGGCCUGUCAGGAAACACCAUGCUGGGAGUGGGUCAUGUGGUGACUACCAGUGUUGGCAUGUGUGAUGUUGAUAUCCGACCGGGGCUUUAUGGGAGUGUAAUAGUUACUGGAGGAAACACUCUCAUCCAAGGAUUCACAGACAGACUGAACCGAGAACUGUCCCAGAAAACUCCGCCGAGCAUGAGGUUAAAGUUAAUAGCCAACAAUACGACUCUGGAGCGCAGGUUCAGCGCCUGGAUCGGAGGUUCAAUCCUGGCAUCGCUGGGGACAUUUCAGCAAAUGUGGAUUUCCAAACAGGAGUACGAGGAAGGAGGGAAGCAGUGUGUCGAGAGGAAGUGUCCAUGAUCACCGCCCCCAGUCUUUUUUUGCCUUUUGAUCAUUUACAGUAAACCAGUUUUUGGUAGUAAAAGCUUUCUUAGUGGACUCAGGAACCUACAGGACACUCGUACCUUCACUGUUCAAACCGUUAGCCCCGUUUUCUUAUCAAACCUGUUUAUUUUAUAACUGUAAGAACUGCCAUGGUAACUCUUUUCUAUACCCGGUGUUUUCAUGCCACGCCUGACAGACGUUUGUAUUCAGUAUUUUACCUAAUAAUCGCCAUUUAGUAUAAAGACAGACUGUGAUCCUUCAAGACCAAGACAUUUAGAGGAAAAGUUUAGGAGCACCGUGGUUCUUGUGAGCGAUUUGAUUGGCUGUGUGAAAAUAAAGAUUUUUUUUUUAUGA
This is a messenger RNA of Trichomycterus rosablanca, 1771 nucleotides long. It is a transcript of the gene actl6a, whose product is annotated as actin-like 6A. Gene Ontology annotation, molecular function: chromatin binding. Gene Ontology annotation, biological process: regulation of transcription by RNA polymerase II; nervous system development; chromatin remodeling. The record is from RefSeq and is a predicted model, not a curated record. The transcript has 14 exons. Bases 104 to 1393 code for a protein of 429 amino acids. Gene Ontology annotation, cellular component: SWI/SNF complex; NuA4 histone acetyltransferase complex. NCBI's taxonomy places the organism in Eukaryota, Metazoa, Chordata, Actinopteri, Siluriformes, Trichomycteridae.